AUGGCCUCUUCAAUUUUUGUGCCUUCAUCCAUAAUGGAAGAAGAAGCAAGAUUCGAAUCCGAAGUAGCAGAGGUUCAAGCAUGGUGGAACUCCGAGAGAUUCAAACUAACCAAAAGACCGUACUCAGCUAAAGAUGUAGUUUCCUUAAGAGGAAACCUAAGACAAACCUAUGCGUCAGGCGAGUUAUCCAAAAAGCUAUGGAAUCUUCUCAAAACUCACCAAACCAACGGAACAGCAUCAAGAACAUUUGGUGCACUUGAUCCAGUUCAAGUCACUCAAAUGGCAAAACAUUUAGACACGAUUUACGUCUCGGGUUGGCAGUGUUCAUCCACACACACAUCAACAAACGAACCCGGUCCUGAUCUGGCGGAUUAUCCUUACGACACUGUCCCCAACAAAGUUGAGCAUCUUUUCUUUGCUCAGCAGUAUCAUGACAGAAAGCAAAGAGAAGAGAGGAUGGGUAUGAGACGAGAAGAUCGAGCGCGGACGCCUUUUGUUGAUUAUUUGAGACCAAUUAUAGCUGAUGGUGAUACUGGCUUUGGCGGUACCACAGCAACUGUUAAGCUUUGUAAGCUAUUCGUCGAACGCGGUGCUGCUGGUGUUCAUAUCGAGGAUCAAUCUUCUGUGACGAAGAAAUGCGGUCACAUGGCAGGGAAAGUCUUGGUUGCGGUUAGUGAACAUAUUAACAGGCUUGUUGCUGCUAGGCUUCAGUUUGAUGUUAUGGAUGUUGAAACUGUUUUGGUAGUUAGAACCGAUGCUGUUGCUGCUAAUCUUAUUCAAUCCAAUAUCGAUACCAGGGAUCAUCAGUUUAUUUUGGGAGUCACGAAUCAGAAUAUGAAGUGGAAGAGUUUAGCGUCGGUUAUGGCGCAAGGGUUCGCGGCUGGCAAGACUGGACCCGAGCUUCAGGCAUUGGAGGAUUAUUGGUUGUUGAAUGCGGAACUAAAGACUUUCUCGGAAGCAGUAAUGGAUGCUAUUAAGAAUCAAAAUUGUAACGAGGAGGAGAAAAUGAAGAAGUUGAAUGAGUGGAAGCAUUGUUCGAGCUACGAUAAGUGUCUUUCAAUUGAGGAAGGAAGGAAAAUUGCAGAGAGAUUAGGUGUGAGGAGGUUGUUUUGGGAUUGGGACUUACCUAGAACAAGAGAAGGGUUUUACAGGUUUAAAGGCUCUGUGGCCGCGGCUAUUGUUCGCGGUUGUGCAUUCGCGCCACACGCGGAUCUUAUAUGGAUGGAAACAGCGAGUCCGAAUGUGGCUGAAUGCACACAGUUUGCUGAAGGUGUGAGAUCAAAGCAUCCAGAGAUGAUGCUUGGUUACAAUCUUUCGCCGUCGUUUAAUUGGGAUGCUUCUGGCAUGAAUGAUGUGGAAAUGAGAGAUUUCAUUCCUAAGAUUGCUGAGUUAGGAUAUGUUUGGCAGUUCAUAACUGUUGGUGGUUUGCAUUGUAAUGCGUUAAUCACUUCAAUGUUUGCUAAGGAUUUUGCUAGCAGGGGAAUGUUGGCUUAUGUUGAAAGGAUUCAAAGAGAGGAAAGGAAGAAUGGUGUUGAUACACUUGCUCAUCAGAAAUGGGCUGGUGCUAAUUACUAUGAUAGGUAUCUCAAAACUAUCCAAGGAGGUGUUGCGUCAACCGCCGCAAUGGGGAAAGGAGUCACUGAAGAGCAAUUUAAGGAAACAUGGACUAGGCCAGGAGCAGUGGGAAUUGAUGGAGAUAAUGGCAGCAUGGUGGUUGCAAAGGCAAGAAUGUGA
Messenger RNA from Vicia faba (fava bean), 1734 nucleotides. The record is from the annotation of a GenBank genome assembly. Lineage: Eukaryota; Viridiplantae; Streptophyta; Magnoliopsida; Fabales; Fabaceae.